GCGCAGCGCGCGGGCCACCGCUGGCCGCCGCGCCGCCGCCGCCGCGCCUUGGGGACCGCAGGAGGCGCAGCCCGGAGGCCGGAGACUUCGGUUUGGGACCAGCCCCCCGGGAUGCGGUAGCGGCCGCUGUGCGGAGGCCGCCGAGCAGCUGCAGCCGCCGCCGCGCAGAUCCACGCUGGCUCCGUGCGCCAUGGUCACCCACAGCAAGUUUCCCGCCGCCGGGAUGAGCCGCCCCCUGGACACCAGCCUGCGCCUCAAGACCUUCAGCUCCAAGAGCGAGUACCAGCUAGUAGUGAACGCAGUGCGCAAGCUGCAGGAGAGCGGCUUCUACUGGAGCGCCGUGACGGGCGGCGAGGCGAACCUGCUGCUCAGCGCCGAGCCCGCCGGCACCUUCCUCAUCCGCGACAGCUCGGACCAGCGCCACUUCUUCACGCUCAGCGUCAAGACCCAGUCCGGGACCAAGAACCUGCGCAUCCAGUGCGAGGGGGGCAGCUUCUCUCUGCAGAGCGACCCCCGGAGCACGCAGCCCGUGCCCCGCUUCGACUGCGUGCUCAAGCUGGUGCAUCACUACAUGCCGCCCUCCGGCGCCCCCUCCUUCUCCUCGCCCCCAGCUGAACCCUCCUCCUCGCCCUCCUCCGAGGUGCCCGAGCAGCCGCCGGCCCAGCCGCUGCCGGGGAGCUCCCCCAGGAGAGCCUAUUACAUAUACUCGGGGGGCGAGAAGAUCCCUCUGGUGUUGAGCCGGCCCCUCUCCUCCAACGUGGCCACUCUCCAACAUCUCUGUCGGAAGACCGUCAACGGCCACCUGGACUCCUAUGAGAAAGUCACCCAGCUGCCUGGGCCUAUUCGGGAGUUCCUGGACCAGUACGAUGCCCCGCUUUAGAGAGCGAAGGGCAGGGGUCGGGCGAGGGGCCCGGGUCCCCUCUCCUCCGUGGCACACGGCACAAGCACAAGAAUCCAGCCUUGAGAGUCUGCAGCUCUGGGUGAGCUAGGGGGCGGACAGGCCCCUCCCUCCGUUCCUCCCCCCGCAGCACAGGGCGGGUGGUACCUGGAAUGUGUUUGAGCGGAGGGGGAGAGCCACCUGGGCGCCCCUCCCCGACUCCAGCUUCUCGGGAGGAGCCAGCUGGCGCAGGGGGACCACAGCAAGGACGGCAGUGGAUUCUCUCUCCUCUCCCGCUUCCUCCACCCCGCUGCGCUUCCAAACGGGGGACACUGCAGGCCUGUUGAGCUGGUGAGAACUGCCGGGGAAUCUUCGAACUUUCCAACGGAACUUGUUUGCUCUUUGAUUUGGUUUAAAGCAGCUUUGGUUUAAAACCUGAGCAUGUCGUGGGCCUGGAAAAGGGUGGACAAGAGAGAGGGCGCCUCAGGGGCCUGGGGCUGCAGGCUGGCCAAGGAAGUGGUCACUCCCACCGCCCAGCCCAGGUGAGGGUGGCUGCCUGCUCCACCCCUGGCUCUGGGGAGAAGGGCAAGGGGUGACCCGAAGGGGACCCUUCUGCUCCCCCCUGCCUCCCCCUUCGGACAGCCUCCAGAAACACAGGUCCUAGAGUCCAUCUAGUGCUGGAGAGCCCAGGGCCCUUCCCCCGUUUUAAGGGGGAAGUGGCAUUUGGAGGGGGGUGGAUGGCCUGGUCAAUUGUUCUUUCUCCACCCAUGCUAGCCCUUCCAGCACCUGAGGGGUGGGGCUGGAGGAGAUGGAGGAGAUGAGCCACCUUUGACCCCAGAUCCCGGACAGAGAAGAUGGGGGGUUCUCCUCCUGACUACAUCUGGCUAGGAGAUUUGCCUUAAAUGCUCCCUGUCCCAUGGAUAGGGACAGGCACACAAGAAGCCACAUACUCAGCCAAUCCAAACAGAGGCCAAGGGAUUCUCGGAGGGGCGCCCACCGGCCACACACCAUUUGGCGGGGGAGGUCAGAGAUGGAUGGGGGCGCAGAGAUGCACGCCUUCCAGCUGAGCACAGGAAGAAUGCCAGCCCAGUUGUACUGGCCGCCCAUUGGUGCCUGGGCUCUGGCCAGAGCAGAGUCACCAGGCCCCACUGCCCCCCAGACCCUGCACAGCCCUCCCUCCACACCUUGGGGGACUGGCACAGGCAGGAAGUCAUCAAGAGGCCCUGCCACCCAGCUGCUCCCGCUCUGCAAUAGCACUGAUCAGUGAAAACUUACAGGAAUGUAGCGGUGAUGUAAUUACCUGGAACUGUUCUUUUUGGGGGAAAACUAAACACACAAAGUUUUCUGUGUCAGGUAUUGGGCUGGAUGGGGCAGCUGUGUGUUGGGGUGGUUUUUUGUUUCUGUUUUUGUUUUUUUCCUGUUAUUUUGUUUGGGUUUUGUUUUUGUCUUUUUUUUAAUAAUGUUUACAAUCUGCCUCAAUCACUCUGUCUUUUUAUAAAGAUUCCACCUCCAGUCCUCUCCCCUCCCCCAACCCAGGCCUUCGAGGCUGACAGGAGAUGCUUGAAGAACUCAACAGAAUACAAAUCUAAGUCAAACUUUGCACAUAUUUAUAUUUAUAUUCAAAAAAGAAACAUUUCAGUAAUUUAUAAUA
This is a messenger RNA of Hippopotamus amphibius kiboko, 2528 nucleotides long. RefSeq names its product suppressor of cytokine signaling 3 (gene SOCS3). Lineage: Eukaryota; Metazoa; Chordata; Mammalia; Artiodactyla; Hippopotamidae. Gene Ontology annotation, molecular function: 1-phosphatidylinositol-3-kinase regulator activity. Gene Ontology annotation, cellular component: phosphatidylinositol 3-kinase complex. The coding region runs from base 191 to 880 and encodes 229 amino acids. Gene Ontology annotation, biological process: intracellular signal transduction; phosphatidylinositol phosphate biosynthetic process. The transcript is spliced from 2 exons. The record is from RefSeq and is a predicted model, not a curated record.